Molecule: messenger RNA, 851 nt
Organism: Drosophila suzukii
Lineage: Eukaryota; Metazoa; Arthropoda; Insecta; Diptera; Drosophilidae
Product: thioredoxin
Biological process (GO): cell redox homeostasis
Cellular component (GO): mitochondrion
Source: RefSeq, a predicted model, not a curated record
CAUUCCAUCCGCAGUUUAUAAACAAACAUUGAAACGCACACGCAGUAUACACACGGAAAAAACUAUUUAAACACCCAAGCGCCGCAAUCUAAUCGUUGCGAAUCCCCGUGUUCCGCAUCUGCAUCCACAUCCACAAUCGCCCCCGCACCGAAUAGCUCAAUAACCCAGUCCACAAUGCUGAAGAUUGCCGCCGAGGGAAUAGCGCCACGUCUGGCUGCCUGUUGCUCCAUCGGAGCCACCAGUGCCCAGAGCAGCUGCCACAGGAUUGCCCCGCAGGCGGCCAAGGCCACCCAGAAGUACCUGUCGCAGUCGCAGAACCUCCACAAGAUGCUGGUCAUCAAGGAUCACUACGAGUUCGAUCAGAAGGUCAUCAACAGCGACAACCCGGUGAUCGUGAACUUCCACGCCGAAUGGUGCGAUCCCUGCAAGAUACUCACGCCCAAGAUGCUCGAGCUGCUGGAGAACUCGAACGAUAUCGACCUGGCGGUCAUCGAUGUGGAGACGAACCUGGAUCUCGUCGAGACCUUCGAGGUGAAGGCCGUGCCCGCUGUGUUGGCCUUCAGGAAUGGCGUCGUCGUGGACAAGUUCAUCGGCCUGGUGGACGCCAACAGCAUUGAGACGCUCAUCGACAAACUGAAGCGGAAGCAGCAGCAGAAACAGUAGUUCAAUGGAAGGAAGGAUAGGUGGAUUGGAUGGGAUCUGGGAUCUGCAACUGGGAGGUCAUGAUUUUACAAAAUGAAACGGGAGACUGUUACUGCGAUACAGCCCAAUGUCGAGGCGGGAAUUGCAAUCAUUGAAACUGAGUGUGCACAAAAUACUUUAAUAUGCAAUAAAAACUAAUCUUACUUUAA